GUGAUACAGGUGAAAAGGGAGACAAAGGAGGCACUGGCAUAGGUAUUGAUGGGCCUGAUGGAGAUCAAGGACUUCAAGGUCCACGAGGUGUAACUGGAAUUAGUAAAGAUGGUCGAGAUGGUGCUCAUGGUGAACCUGGUUUGCCAGGUGAUCCUGGUUUACCUGGCGCAAUAGGGGCUCAGGGAACUCCAGGAAUCUGUGAUACGUCAGCCUGCAUGGGUGCUGUUGGAGGAGGAUCCAAAAAAUCUGCAGCGCUAAAAGUGGAGAAGUGACUGAAUAUUUAAGUAAACAGUGAAUUGUAUGAAGAGUCAGAAUCCUCCUAGUGAUAAAUGGACAAAUAUUCCUUUUAUUAAAAUGAAUAAAUGGAGACUUUGACACAGUAAUUCAGUUCCAUGACACAGGAAAGCAUCAGACAAAAACCUUUACUAAAAAGAUGCUUAAAAUUGCUUCCCCACCCUCGCCCCUUAUUUUCCAGAAUUUUUACUACAAAUCAGUCUCACUUUCCCUUCCUCUCCAGUUUGUUGAAGAGACCUACAGGAGGAAGCACUGCUCCUUUUACUGUCAUCUCCGUAAAUGUACAAAAGCUUGUGGCUAUUUUGCAUAAAGGCUUGAGUCUAUGCUCACUGAAUUCAGUAGUGAUUCAAGCACUAACUGAACAUCAUUGACUAGAUAUAUUUGUUGUCCACCAUGAAUUAUUAGACUGUACCUCAAACAUUUGCCAUGGCUAGUAAAUGUUAAACCCUUUGCACUCUUGAAAUCUAACUCUGCAAAGGGUGUAAUGUAUAUAUUAUAAUUUACAGGGGAGAGUUUUUGUAUAUUUCCAUGUUAUAAUAAAGGAUAUUCAAUAACAGCAUCUUCACACCCUCUACUUCAGCUAUUUGUACAGAAUUUGUGAAAAAAAUCCCAAGUCAGAAAGGAUGCUCUUCUCAACACCAGCCAAAAUUACUGUAUGAACUAUUGUAAAAAUAAAAGGAGAUUUUUUUAACCUUUUUUUGUGAUGUUGUAACUGUCAUUAUACACAUCAAAACUUGUUCUACUAAACCCCAUCUUCCCCCCAAUUGUUUUUAUUAGAAUUAUUUAGAAAUAAAUUGUUGCAAAAUUGUGAAUAUCCGUGAUUUAAAACAGUAUUUAUUUUGAGGUGACUUUUUUUUGUACUAUAAAACCUGUCAGCAUCAUCUGUUUUAAGAAAUUAAUAAAGCCACUUUUUCAGUUAAUAAAAUAUACUAUUUCUGUCCUGAACAUUGCAUCUUAUUAACAAGUAGAGACAUUUCUACUCUUUUAAUAUGAAAAUAUUUUGUGCACUUAAAUAAUUCACCGUUUACAAUAUACCACUUUUGGACUGAAGCAACAAUACAGAAAAAUUGUUGGACAGUUUGUGCAAGAACUAUUUAAAAUACUACUGUAUCUUAAAAGCAAUGCCAAUAGCAUUGUAUGAUUCUUUAGUCCUAUGGGGAUGUACGGUUCAAUAUGAACUUCAAAUCUGAAUUCCAAUGCAUAUAAUAUUGUUUGUAAGAUGUGUACUUAUUAUACAAGCGCUAACCAAUUUAAUUUUCUCACUGUUUCAGUUGUGAAAUGGGCACUAUAAUGGCAUCUUUAUUUAUUUAUUUUAUAUUUAACAGAAAUGUACAUUCAUGACUGACUAAAUACAACAGGACAGGUUGAUGGUCUAUAACAAUUUCCAACUAUAUUAUAUCAAGUUAAAAUGGAUUUUGGUAGCUAUUGGGGGAAAAAAUAUUUAGUGGCUGUCAUGACAUUUUCUUGUUGCUUCUGGUCCCAAAGCUCUCUAA
This is a messenger RNA of Chelonoidis abingdonii (Abingdon island giant tortoise), 1787 nucleotides long. The record is from RefSeq and is a predicted model, not a curated record. NCBI's taxonomy places the organism in Eukaryota, Metazoa, Chordata, Testudines, Testudinidae.